AUGAGAAUAGCGAGAUCAGUGAGAUCAACAAGGCCAACGAAACUAAAGAAGAAAACGAGACCAACGAGACCAACGAGGCCAAUAAGACCAACGAGACCAAGCCGACCAACAAGAUCAACUAGACCAACCAGAUCAACGAGACUAAAGAGACCAACAAGAUCAACGAGAUCAACCAGACUAACGAGACCAACGAAACUAACGAGACUAGCGAGACUAGCGAGACUAACUAGUCUAAUGAGACUAACGACACCAACGAGAUCAACGAGACCAACGAGACUAAAGAGGCCAACGAGACUAACGAGACUAACGAAACUAACGAGACUAACGAAGCCAACGAGACUAAAGAAAAUAACUAGACUAUAG
Molecule: messenger RNA, 363 nt
Organism: Eupeodes corollae
Lineage: Eukaryota; Metazoa; Arthropoda; Insecta; Diptera; Syrphidae
Product: balbiani ring protein 2-like
Exons: 1
Coding region: 1-363 (120 amino acids)
Source: RefSeq, a predicted model, not a curated record